Messenger RNA from Nasonia vitripennis (jewel wasp), 3095 nucleotides. Its product is annotated as dehydrogenase/reductase SDR family member on chromosome X. The coding region runs from base 1678 to 2841 and encodes 387 amino acids. NCBI's taxonomy places the organism in Eukaryota, Metazoa, Arthropoda, Insecta, Hymenoptera, Pteromalidae. The transcript has 5 exons. The record is from RefSeq and is a predicted model, not a curated record.
UCUCGAGGCAAUCGAAUCGACGAGUGGUUAUUUUGUUGUUUUGCUCGAAAUGUCAGCAAUUGUUGCACGUGAGUGUUUUUAACUACUUUUUUAGAGCGAUUCAAAUGGUUGCAUGACCUAUUCAGUGUUAGAUUUAAUGUUUUCCUUCAUAGCACUGCAUGUCAUUCUUUCAGUCAUUGGUUAGAUUCAAAAUCCUAUCGAAGGAGUAGGUUAAGUUCAGUUGUAUCUCUCUCUCUCUCUCUCUCUCUCUCUCUCUCUCUCUCUCUCUCCCUCGCAUGAGCAUUCUUUCUUAUCUGUAAACAUUGUGCAAUGAACCUUAAUCUGAAUGAUCAUGAAUGAAAAAUUAUGAAAUAUACUGCCGCCUUCUGCGAAACCGUCGCGGAUUCAAAAUGAAAAAAGCGCGGUAAAUUUGAAUCAGCUGAUUUACAUAUGUUUCGUGUAGGUAUCUACUACUAAUAUCUCUGUACGCAGCUCUUUCAGUUGGCAUUGAACGUUCCACUUUUUAAGAGCAUUAGGUAAACAUAAACCAGUUAAUAGCUAGAAAACAGCACAUUUCUCCGUCAUUGAUAAUAAACCAUAUUGGUUUAUUGUAAGUUAGAAUUUGCAAUGCUGACACCUAAACACAUUAUUGUUGUAGAAUCAUAUAUGCAAAUAGCAGGUUCUUAUGAGCAGCGUCUAACGACAAUUUUUAUUCCAACCUUUGGAAGUAAUAGCUGCGAUUCAUCGCUAUUAUGUCGCCCAUAUGAUCUCUUUGGUAUAUACCUAUAUACAUAUGCAGCAUUACAAGGAUGCCUCAGGCCAAGAGAAAGUCGUGCUCGCGCGAGAGAUCCCGAUUCGCGUUUACCGUUAACUUUUCUCUGUGUAUAUAUAUCUGGGCAAGCAUUCUCGAGGCGUCGGCCUUGCGUGCGGAGAGAAAAAAGAAAGUAAACAAACAUUUGUUCGCUUUCAAAAAAUCAAUUUGUUACAGUAACGAAAAAAAAAUUAUUUUUCUUAUGAGCAACAAUGUCUGUUGCAGCCAAUUGUAAAAGAUAUUCAAGGAAAAUCCGUCGAUGAGAAUCUUUGCUAAUUACACGUUGUAUAUAUGCGCAAGAAGCGCAUUAUAUAGCAUGCACGAAGAAACCUAUGAAAUGCACGCAUGCGUAUGUAUUCUGCAAUUUUUACCGUGCAGAGCUUCGCAGGUGCUUUUUUCUGCUUAGUCGAGAAAUAAUAAAACGUCGCGACGCCAGAUUUUUUGCUGAUAUUUCGUUAAAUUCUUACAAAACUUGCAGAAAGUUCAGGCAUGUAGGUGUAUACCUCGAAGGUCAACGAUCGAUUAUUGCAAAAAGCAUAUAUUAAUAAAUAAAGUUCUUAUAGGGACUGCUGUGAUAAUUCAAUUUUUGUUUUAUCGACGAGAAGGUAAGCGAUAGGGUCAACGAUCGAGUAAGUAUACAAUAUCUUCCCAGCAACCCUUUCCCAGCUUGAAAUAGUAUUUUUUGCUGCCGCUAUAACAAAAAAUAAUAGAUUUAUCGCUCCUCGAUCUGCAAUUCAAACGAGCCUCCAUAACUUCCUUCCAGUCAGCUCGGUGCAUCAUCAUCGGCGACAGCUCCUCCCCGGCUCUCACCUGCUGCGACGACGAGGACGAGCCGCCGUAAUCACAACAAUAGGAUCCCGGCCGACUAGUCGCGCGCCGACUUUCGAAUGCUGCGGAGCUCAUGCAGCGCGACCAAGUCGAAUGAGUCCGCGGCUCGUCUCCGCAUCGACGACUUAUACCUUUCAUUUCCCAAGAAGAGGAUCCGGAAGGACGCAGGCAUGUUGCUCUUCAUUCUCGGCUCGACCCUCGCCGUCCUCGUCGGCGCGCUCGCGCUCGUCAACAAGAAACUCUUGAAAAUCGCCAUGGACUCCCUUCAGCUGCAUUUGAAGUACAACGUCGUGGCUGUCAAGGACAUGUUCUGGGAUAACGUUCACGCUGGGAGCAAUAAGACAGAGUUGCCCAAAAUGCCCGGAAGGGUGGCAAUCGUCACUGGUGGUUCUCGAGGAAUCGGUACCGAAGUCGUUCGAAUGCUAUUGCAGAGCGACGUGGAAGUAGUGAUUGCGUGUCGAAGAACUUCAGCAGGCGAAAAGGCCGUGGAAUCGAUAAGAAAGUGCGGCGUAACGAGCGGAAAGGCAAACGUCAUGGAACUCGACAACUCGAGCCUCGAUUCGGUUAGAAAAUUCGUCGAGGAGUUCAAGAAUAAUUACCAGAAACUCGAUAUUCUCGUCAACAAUGCUGGCAUUAUGUUUACGCCCUACGGCGAGACGAAAGACGGUUUCGAGGAACAGUACGGCGUUAACUAUCUCUCUCACUUUCUGCUGACGGUGUUAUUGAUUCCUCUACUGAAAAAUGCCGGAACUGCUGAUUGUUUCGCCCGAGUCGUCAACGUGUCCUCCUGCGCGCAUCUACUCGGAGACAUAAACUUUGAAGAUGUCAAUCACAAAGGAUAUUUCGUGACAGGCGCGGCUUACGCACAGAGUAAACUUGCUCAACUGCUGUUUACCAAAAGGCUAACGAGGCUUUUCGAGAAAAAGAAAGUUCACGUCGUUGCCAACGCCGUUCAUCCUGGCAUAGUCAAUACCGAGCUCUUUGAUCACUCUUACAUGAAGUAUUUCAAACUGUUCAGGCAACUUCUCUUCAAGAGUCCGACGCAAGGCGCCACACCGAUAGUAUUUGCAGCGGUGAGUCCAAAGAUCGAGGGAAAAUCGGGGAUGUAUAUCGCCAAUUGCCUAGAUUCACCGGUAAAUCCAUUAGCGAACGACGAAGCGCUCCAAGACAGACUUUUCGAGAUUUCACUCAAGCAAGUCAAGCUACAAAACGUCAUUGUAUAGUGUUUGUACGAAAUUAUCUGGCUUUGUACGCAAAAGGAGAUUUUUACUCUUGUAGGCUGUAAGCGUUGUGUUUUUAGUCUAUUUUUACUUGGCAAUUUUUUAAGGAUAAUUUUAUGCGUGGCUGUUUAAAUAUUAUAUUGUAAUAUUUAUAUAAUUCACCUUAUUUAAUGUAGCAUUUUACGUAUGAGAUUUAUAAAAAUAAAUUCUCUUGUAUUUUACAAAGAAUAAUACAUAAUUAAUUAAAAUACAUCAAA